Molecule: messenger RNA, 906 nt
Organism: Echinostoma caproni
Lineage: Eukaryota; Metazoa; Platyhelminthes; Trematoda; Plagiorchiida; Echinostomatidae
Source: the annotation of a GenBank genome assembly
AUGUACCUUCCGAAUCACACUGGAACAGGUAACGAGGCACCUGCGAAAAAACAAAAACCAACCCAAAAAGCCUCAUUUUCCGGAGGCAAACUGCGAAAUCAGCUCCGAAGUCUGAUUCGCUCGUCACGUAAAUCUUCGGCCGAGAAUACGCCUGACCCGAGGUCAAGUGCUGACGUGUACCGAGAUGGUCCGAUUCCAAUCUUGACCCCUGCCCUCUUGUUGGAACAGUCUGUCCGCGAGGACGCCCCGGAGAGUCUGCUUAAUCCCUCUCCUAGCCCGAGUCAAAACAGCGGGACAAACACGUAUGACUCACUCCCACCGUUGCCUCUGUCAAAUGAACCGAUCACUGAAUCACUCAUUGUCCAAGCCAAAUCGAACUAUGUUGAACCACGUGAGACGAAUAAGGCAGCACCGAGAAGAUUUCACAAUACCAUAUCACAUCUUCGAAGCCCACGUCACGCGAUGGCCCUGACCCCCGAGCCGGAGCCUCACGCGAGUCCAUACUAUCCACAUCAACAUCUGACCAUAGUGGAAAGACAUGCGUUGCGCGGAUUGCAACACGCGGAGCUUCUGCGUCGCAGACUGACCGGGACGGACGAGGAACUGCCGCAUUUGCAACAUCGUCGUCCAACGGAUGCCACGGUGUCCUCAUCCAUACCAACUAUUCAACUGAACGGCCAUGAGAGGACACCAUCGGCAGAGAACCCUCAACCGGAACAGAUGCAACUGGGCCCAGUUCAAACGAGAACCAGGAGAGCAAUCACGCACGCACAACAGGCAGAGAGUGACUUGCAUAUGCCUGUUAUGGGUCGUUUGCAAACGUCUUUCGUGGUCAACCAAUCGGGGCUUCUUGGCCCAACAGUUCGUCUGUCAACCUCAUCUGCCGCGUUCCUCCGGAAUGCCUGA